Antechinus flavipes (yellow-footed antechinus) is the source of this 4284-nucleotide messenger RNA. RefSeq names its product gasdermin-D-like. The transcript is spliced from 11 exons. Gene Ontology annotation, biological process: pyroptotic inflammatory response; defense response to bacterium. The record is from RefSeq and is a predicted model, not a curated record. Gene Ontology annotation, molecular function: phosphatidylinositol-4-phosphate binding; phosphatidylserine binding; phosphatidylinositol-4,5-bisphosphate binding. The coding region runs from base 364 to 1752 and encodes 462 amino acids. NCBI's taxonomy places the organism in Eukaryota, Metazoa, Chordata, Mammalia, Dasyuromorphia, Dasyuridae.
UGGGAGUGGUUGGUUUGACUGCCCUCCACUUGACUGCCCUGGACUUUCCCAAAAACUCGAAGUCAGGCUGGGAGGGAUGGACCAAAGCCAGAAAACAGCAGCUCUCACAUUUACAGUCUGAUUUCCUCCUUUCCUGGAAAUGGGGUAAGAAUAAAAGGAGUGAUGAGGGCAAAAGCCGAACGCUUUCAGUUUUGAUUGAGCAGCUCUCUGAAACAAAGUUCAUUCCAGAAGUUGGGGGAAACGCCUGCUCCACCUCAUCCUCACACGGCCAUACACACAGACAAAGAUUGCCGAGGAGAGAGGAGUCAGAGAGACUUAACUAGCUUCUGUUCCCAUGCUUCUCCCUUGCUCUUCCCAAGAACCAUGCCAUCUACAUUUGAGUGCGCUGCCAAAACCAUCGUCAAAGAGCUGAGCAAAAAUGGGGAGCUGAUCCCUGUGGAAAGCCUCAAGAGCUCCACCCACUUCAAUCCCUACUAUCUGGUCAGGAGGAAGACCAAAAGCUCCUGGUUUUGGAGGCCACAGUAUGUUUGGCUCAAUUUGACUCUCAAGGACAUUCUGGAUCCCAGCUCCCCAGUACCAGAAGUGAUCCAGGAUGGACCAUUCCACUUUAAUGAUGAAGUAGAUGGGAAGGUGUCUGGCAGUGUGGAGGUGACUGCCUCUAUGCAGGGCAGGAUUUCAGGACAGACUUCAAACAGAACAGACCUGGAGGUCAAGAUUCUCAUGGUGCCCCUUCACACGUGGGACUGCUUACGAAAAGAAAGGACACUGAAGAAACCAGAGCCCUCUAUCUUUCAGGAGCUUCGGAAACGGAACGAGGACAUCUAUGUUGUCACAGAAGCUGUCAAGACUCAGAAAGAAGCUGUUUUGAAGAGGUCCAGAAAUACAGAAGGCUUUGGGAAGUUCACCAUUCCUGGGGCCUCGUGUUUUCAGGGUCAGGGAGAGGGUCACUUAAACACAGUGAAGACAGUAACUGUCCCUGAGGGCAGCAUACUUGCUUUCCAAGUUGCCAAGUUGAUUAUCCGGAACCACUGGAAUGUUCUUUUACUUCCAGACAAGAAGCAGAAAACCUUCCCAGAGGAAAGAGGAGGAUUUACACCCUGCAUUGAAUCAGAUGUCUCCACAGUGAACAUAGCUACAGAAUUUGAGGAACUGCAGGAUGAGGUGAAGGAAGAACGAAGCCUACUGACCAUGCUGGACAAGAAGCUACGGCAGUGUCUGCUUCGGGAUCUUCUGAGACUCCUCCAGAGUGAGCAGGAUCUGCUGGACUUAGAAGGCAUGCUAGAAAAGAGUUUGUUCAGUGGGGUUUCCCUGCCGAAGGCAGAAGGCAUGACAGGCAACAUCCUCAGUAACCUUCAGGACCGGAGUGGAAAACUUGUGGAGGAACUAGCAGGGGCAUUCCUCUAUCUCCUUGGAGCUCUGAGUGCUCUGAGUGAAAUCCAGUAUCAGAUCCUGAUCCAGUUGCUGAAGACAGAGGAAAAGAUUCUGCCUCAGGAAGUAGACCUGGUGAGAGAAAUUCUGAAGAAAAACUUCAAUGAGACCAAGGAGACGACUUUCUCCCUUCCUUCAGAGCUGCUGUCCUUUGCCAAGGACAAGAGGGAGGAAUCCACCCUCAUAUUUGUCCUGUUGGAAGAGUGUGGAUUGGAGAUCUCAGGAAAUAAAUCCCAAUUUACCUGGAACCCCAGUGCUCUGCACUCCCUUUGUGCAGUAUAUGGGAGUCUGGAGAUGCUGCAAGCUCUCUCUAAAGGCUGCUGACCCAGCCCCCUUUCCCUGAUCAUUUGCUGUGUCAAGCUCCUGGAAUCUACCCCCAUUUUUCUAGAUCUGAGGCCCAGCAAACUGUCCCCUGAGUUUGGCAGAGCAUAAUCCUUUGUAUUUGCCCUCUGGAUGCUUCCACCUUCUGGCAGAAUCACACAAUUAUCAUCUUGUUUUGACCAGCAUCAGGGUUCUCUGAGCUCUGACAAGCACCAAACAAGUCCCCAUGUUCUGGACAGAAAGUCCUGCUAUGAAUCAGCCUUGUCUCAUUAUUGCUGUUACCCCUCUUUGUCAGACCUACAGGUCACUGCAUGCCUAUAAAUGUAAGUAUCCAUUCUGCCCACAUAAAAUAGUUCUCCUCACUCCUACAUCUGUCUAGGUUCACCCCUUGACUACAAGCCAUUUUGAAAUUAAAUUUCUAUUUUAUUUCUGACUCUCCUGGCUCCAAUCUGCUGUGUUUGGCUCUAACCAUCCAGAGGUUAUAGGUUAGUUCCAUCCAGCUGGCAGGUACCUCCGCCCCUAAGUCAGCUCCAGAACUAGUGGAUUAGGAGACAGCCCUAUUUCAAAUGAAAUUUGAUCAUGAAAUUUGAAUGUUGGGCCUUCCUCUGUGAUAAGAGUACCCAUUCACACCCAAAAGGAAUCCCCAGUGUGAUGACUAGACAAGUGGUCAUCCAGCCUCCACUUCAAGACCAAAUUGCAGGGAAGCAUCCCAAGGCAACUCAUUUCCCUUUGGGGCCGAUUUGAUUAUUCCCAAGUGUUUGUUUUUCCCCUCACAUCAAGCCUUACUUAAACUACCUAUUUGCAGUCUUUGUCCACUGCUCUCAGAUUUGCUCUUAUAGGUCUAGAACAAGUGUAAUCCCUUCUCUGCAGCUCUAUAAAUAUUUGUACUUAACUGUGAGAUCACAUUUCCUCCACCUGGUGCUCAUACGACAUGGACCCAAGGCCCUUUUUCCCUUGUGAUUGCUCUUCUCUGCAUGUUGUCCAGUUCAUCAGUGCUCUGAACCAGAUGAAAUGUGACCAGAGCAGAGGUGGAACUAUCCCCUCCCUCUUCCUAGAAGUCAGACCCCUCUUGAUGCAGCCCAAGAUGGCUUUGGCUUUUGAAUGGUCUCCUCACUCUACUCAUUGAGCUGGCAGACCAAGAAAACCUGCUGCUCUAUGACCUUGUUUUGAUAUCUCAUAAAGAGGUUAGCUUCCAUCUGGCCAAGGUAAUUUUUAAGUUCUUUUCUUCAGUAUGGUUUUGGACCUGUUUUCCCAAGCUAUUAGUUCUCUUUUCAUAUCUUUCUUUCCCUAGCUCUUGCAUUUUCCCCUAUUUUUUCCUCUAUUGCUCUCAUUUGAUUUUUUUAAAUUACACUUUAACUCUUUAAAAAAAAAAUUAAGAAUUCCUGUCAGAAUAGUAUUCAAGUUGCAUUUUUUUGAGACUUUCUUGAAGAUAUUUUCAAGUCAUUCUCUUCUGCAUUUGACAAAUAUUUCCCUAUCUACAUAAUAAUCCUUUGCAGUAGAAUUCUCUUUUUAGUUUUCUUAUACCAUUAGAUUAUACCAUUAGAUUAGAUCGUGGGCAGGGGAAGUCUCUUUGUAUCCCCAUUGUUUAGCACACUACCUGUCACAUAGUAGGUAUUUUAAAAAUUUUGAUUAUUUAAUAAAAGCUAGAUGACUUAACUUUCAACUCCCAUCUCUUUCAAUUUCAAAAUUAGCUUGUAUCAUCUUUAUAUGAACAAUAAUGUGUGUCUACCUUUUUAGAAUGCAAAGUGCAAGGGCAAAAAUGGUUUUCUUUUUAUCUUUGUAUACCAAUGCUUAGCAAGUGUCCUGGAAUAUAAUAAAAGCUGUUGACGGAUUGUUAGCUUCCCUGGGCAUCAGUUUCCUUAUCUGUAAAAUCAAAGAGUAGACAAGAUUAUUUCUUGGUUUCCUUUCACUGUAAGUCUACGAUCCUUGUUUCAAUUGACAUCAUUUUAAUUUUCUGAGAAACAUAGAGAAUUUGGAUGAAAUAGUAUCAAAAUAAAAUAACUGCUACAAUUCCUAGUUUGUUUUUUCAAAUACAAAGGGGUGAAUUUAGGCCAGAAAAUUAUGCAUUUCAUGAAAUGCCACUGAAGGGAGAGGGAAACUAUUUCUUUUACUGAAGUUGUGUUCCCAUUAAGAAACUAUUUCCUUUUGAUCUGUGAUCCCUUUUGGAAUCUCAGCCCCAUCUGGGGAAGGCAUAUCCCCCCAGAUAAGUUAAUUUUUGGGAAUGUCAGAGCCUUUAAUUUAAUUAGAAAUCCUGGUCAAAAAGCACCCCUUUGAAAUGUUGUUAAUUCUAUUAGGAGAUCUGGGCUGGAAACUGAAAAGCAUCUAAACCUGGGAACCUGAGUCCUGAAGUCUCAAGACUCGUUUAAAAAGGCAGUUUCUGGACUUACUCUUUAUAGCUCAGCUGCUAAGACUCUCUGCUGAGAAGGCAUUCUCAGCACCAGAUUUCAUUUCCUUAAUAGGAUUCUGCCACUAUAGAAGUCACUCUUUUAGUAAACUGGUUUCUAGCCAACAAUAAACUUUCAUUUUGCCAAUUAA